Messenger RNA from Mycotypha africana, 2560 nucleotides. RefSeq lists its product as uncharacterized. The transcript is spliced from 6 exons. Lineage: Eukaryota; Fungi; Mucoromycota; Mucoromycetes; Mucorales; Mycotyphaceae. The record is from RefSeq and is a predicted model, not a curated record. Gene Ontology annotation, molecular function: DNA binding. Bases 285 to 2303 code for a protein of 672 amino acids.
GUUUGCUUUCCUUUUGUAUGAUUGCUUUGAGACGCGCUUCUUCUCUUCCUGAAUCCUCACUUAAUGACAUCAAUAGAAAAAACACCUGAGUACGAAAAGUUUAUUGCUGACUUGAAAGCUUUUCAUGACAGAAAGGGGUACUGCCUUAUACGGUUCUCAUAUAUUAGAUCUACAUUGAAACUCAUCUAUUCUUUAAUGCAAUCUAUUCAAACAGUACAACUUUACAGGUCGAACCCGUAUUAGGUGGCAAAAAGUUAGACCUGUUACGAAUUUAUAAAACAGUAAUGGCAGCAGGCGGUUAUGAACAGGUUACGCUGAAUCGUGGAUGGAAACAAGUUGGUGAUCCUUUUAACUUUCCAGCAACUUGUACAAAUAGUGCUUAUAUUUUGAAAGCUGUAUACACAAAAUAUUUGUUGGGUUGGGAAGAAGAGAUGCACUGGAAACGACCAUGGAAUCCGCCUGCGGAUCUAUUAGCGAAUCAGCCAAAAACUGCAUCCCCAAAAACGAUACAGCCACAUCGAGACAUACCUAGCCGACAUACAGGCACAGCAUUCAUUCAACCCAUCAGUAGACCACCACAAAACUUUCCACCUUUGCCACAACAUUUACAACAUCAGCAACAACAACCAUUUUUAACACAAGUGCCAGUUUUUAGGGAUCAAGAAUUCAAAACACGUAUAUUAUUAUCGCUUCAAUCAAGCUUACCAAACGAAAUUGAUUGGUCAUUCAACACUUUAAUUAAAUUCUCAUAUGCAGCCGAAUACUUUAGCUUAGACUUUAUACCAAUGCUGAUUGAUCUUCUAUUGGAUUUUACAGUGGAAUUCUUUCAACGCGAUGUUGAAAGUAUGAAUAAUAGCAGUAGUACUACCACCAACAGUAACGAUGACGACCGUAUCAGCAAUAAUGACAAUAGAGAUGGCAGCAUGACAGACGUAUUCUGCAGUAAAGCUCAACAAGAAACUUAUGAAAGAGUAUUGCAAGUAUUCCACAUCCUACGAAACUUCAGUUUUGUGGAAAUGAAUAUUCGCCGCUUAGCAAUGCACGAGCGACUUGUCUCGUUCUUAAUGAAAGGCGUCAAUUUACCACCAGACUCACAGUAUGGCGAGUUAAGCCGGCAUUGUUUGGACAUAUUAGAGAAUAUUGCACCACAAGUAAUAUUAUCAGGCCGCAACGACCCCUAUUUAAAGACGAUGUUCCGUUUAUUGUUCAGUAAUGAUCGUGCGUUUAUUUUGGGUGCCAUUCGCGCCUUAACAAGAGUAGCCGUCACGGAAACAAAUGAGCGUGUUUUGAGUUUUGCAGAUGCGGAUGUGAUAGGGCGUAUGUCCCAAUUCUUAAUGAUUGACGACGAAGAGUUAGAAGCAGCAACUUUGGAAUAUUUAUAUCAGUAUUCCAGCUUGAGGGGCAAUUUUUCAACACAGCUAUUAAAGUGUUAUCCGGGAAAUUUGAUUGGAUUAUUGACAGGUUUUCUAUCAUACAAGUCAUCAUUGGCACCAGCCGCUCCAACGCCCAACGGUACUAUACAUGGUAUACCCGCUGCACAAAAUAUCAAACAUUUAGUGCCUACAGAAUUACAGCAGCCUCCUAGUAUUCCUGAUUUGACCAAUUACGCUAACCUUGACGAGCCUUAUAGAUGUUUAGGAUGGUUAAAAAAUCAGUUAUUGAAUGGCACAGAUCAAGAUACUAUUGUAUUCAAAGAGCUAUUCCAAGGAUAUCAAAGGCUGUUUGGUGCAGAAAAACCGUUAGGAUUAAAAGAAUUCUAUACAGUACUGAAGAUUGCGUUCCCUCAACCUCCUCAUGUCGAACAGAUCUUCAAUGGCCCACAGCCAUUAGACACAGUACUUCAUAAUGUGAAAUACUCCCCCACUAGGAGAAGAGAGGGCCCAGAGUGUCAUUGGAACGGUUGCACUGCCAGUUUUGAAACUCCUGUAGAACUACAUAAGCAUAUUCUCGAACAUAUCAAAGACAAAGAUCGUUGUCAAUGGAUGAAUUGUUCUAAGCGUUUUACGGAGCACUCAAAAUCACAAGUCAUUCAACAUCUUCGAACUCAUUUUGCAGGCAAAAUUAAGAAACAAACAUCAAUGAAGAGAAAGUUCCUUGUGCCCAAAACGCCCGUUGAUGAUUCAGAAGUGUCUGGUAUUCCCUUAACAUCCGCUUUAUUGUUAAGGAAUUUGGCAAGAUAUAAGCAACAUCACAUACACUAUUUACCUUACGAAAGUGAAUUAAUAUUAUUAGCAAUGCAAAGACCCAAAAUAUCGAAAUAUGUCCUUACCGUGUUGGGAGAAUUGCAAGCCCAUACCAACUAGUCUCGUAACGAUAAAACACUUUGUCGCUCUUCACAAUAAAAUAUAAUAUCAUUCUUUAAGAGUAAUAUCUCGAGCUAUUUAAUUAAGUUUUUAUGUCGUAUAAUAGUAUAGAAUGUUUUGUACAGCUAUUGCACAAGCGCCACUGUGGCUCUUUGAUCAUAAUAGCGCUAUUCUUAUUAAUCUGGUAAGAUGUAUUGAAACGCCACAGAAUUUAAUGUUCAUCAUUACAGCUUAUUUGUGAUAGAAUAAGGAAUAUG